AUGAAAAAUUCUCAACGAUUAUUAUCGUUAAAUAUAUCAAUUUACUUUCUAUUGUGUAUUAUUCUUUUACCAAAAUAUAUUCAAUGUUAUAUAACAACAAUGAUAACUUAUGAAUAUUAUUUAUCAGAUUCAAAUUUUACAAAUAAAACUGAAGAAACUCAAACAAAUGGUUUUGUAUCAACUAAAGGUGGUCAAUCAGCAGUUCGUCAUGGUAAAGCAUUUAUAUUAACUGAUAUAAAUGGUAAUUUUGAUGCAUGUGAACAACCAACUAAUCCAAUAAAUAUUUCAAAUGGUAUUGCUAUUAUUCAUCGAGGUGGUAAUUGUACAUUUAGUGUUAAAAUAACACGUGCUAAACAAUAUGGAGCAUCAGCGGUCAUUAUUUAUGAUCCAUUUCAUUCGGGUUCAGAAUUAUAUAAUAUGUUACAAAAUAAUUCAGACACAUUAUCUGUUUAUGUUCAACGAUCAAUUGGUUCUAUAUUAUUUAAUAUAGCUAAAAAUACUCGUACACAAUUAAACAUAACAUUACAACCAAUAAAUAUCGAUUAUGAUAAUUAUAAUAAUGAUAAUUUAUGGUUUAGUUCACAAUCUGCAACAAUAUUUAUAGCUAUAUCAAUAUGUAUACUUAUAUCAUUAUGUGUAUCAUGGCUUAUAUUUUACUAUUGUCAACGACAUCGUGUACGUACAGCUAAAGAUCGUUUACAAAAUCGCUUAUCAAAUGCAGCUAAAAAAGCUUUAACAAAAAUUCCAUUAAUUAAUGUUACUGAAAAUCCUCCAACAGAAGAAUCAUGUGUUAUAUGUUUAGAUACAAUUAAAACUGGUGAUACAAUACGACAAUUAGUUUGUGGUCACACAUUUCAUCAUCAUUGUGUUGAUCCAUGGUUACUUAAUCAUCGUCAUUGUCCAUUAUGUAAUCUCGAUAUACUUGCUGCAUAUCGUGUAUCAUUGCCAUCAACAAUAAAUCGUCCUCGUCCAUCAAAUGUAAAUAAUAAUAAUUCCAUAGUAUCACUUGCCACAACAUCUGCAUCAGUAGUUAAUCAACAACAGCAACAAUCUAUUAAUUUACCGACAAUAUCAGCAACAAUAAAAAAUGAUUGUUAUAAUGUUCAUAUACAUGGCGAACAGAAUCCGUCAUUUAGAUCGGAUGAAAAUUUAUAA
Messenger RNA from Rotaria sp. Silwood2, 1155 nucleotides. NCBI's taxonomy places the organism in Eukaryota, Metazoa, Rotifera, Eurotatoria, Philodinida, Philodinidae. The record is from the annotation of a GenBank genome assembly.